This is a messenger RNA of Corticium candelabrum, 1874 nucleotides long. RefSeq names its product galectin-4-like. The coding region runs from base 275 to 1603 and encodes 442 amino acids. The record is from RefSeq and is a predicted model, not a curated record. Gene Ontology annotation, molecular function: carbohydrate binding. The transcript has 9 exons. Lineage: Eukaryota; Metazoa; Porifera; Homoscleromorpha; Homosclerophorida; Plakinidae.
CUGAGCUCCAAGACAAAACGGUCGUCUACAAAAGAACGUCUUCGAUGAGUGAGGGUCAUGCAAACAAUUACCAAUUACUUCAAGAUUCAGUCUGUACGUGAUCAAGAAGACUACAUCGGCGUCGACGACAAAGGCGAGAUCAUGCGACCAAGUGAAGUCAAACCCUACCAAUAAUAAUACAACAUCCGGGAAUGUUUUAAUACUCACGUGACGUCUUUUGGUUGGGCCACAGCAAGUGCCUACAGCACGAAUUCUUCGCGAACGCAGAAAGAACAUGAAGACUACUUUCCUUUCGUUUGCUAUCAUCAUCAUCAUUACUCUCGUAACUACUGGAAAAGCAGCUUGUCAUAACGUCUGUCCAACAUUGUCUCGUCUUCUCACCAUUCGUCCAGGAAACAGUAUCUACGUUCACGGUCACGUACCUUGCGACUCCUGCAACUUUGAUAUCAAUCUCUACACAAGUCCAGCAGGAGACAACAGCGAUGUCGCUCUCCGCAUUGGCGUUCAAUUUGAUGCAAAGGCCGUUAUUUUAAAUUCUAGGAGAAACGGAUGCUGGGGAAGGGUGAUAACAGCAGACGCGUUUCCGUUUGAAAGUGGAAAGAGAUUUCUACUCACCAUCACAACGACAACUAGAACUUACGAAGUCAAAGUGAAUGGAACGCUUUUACAUUCUUUUGUCCACCCGUUGCCGCUACAAUGUGUGAUACGCUUUGGUAUCAAUCAAGCUCCAUGCAUUGGAAACCUAACUGCGCUGGCGAAUGUCAGUCUCCCAUUGUCACGCCCUUAUCUCACCAACGCUCCAGGAAAAACCGUUUACGUUUACGGUGUGAUAUUACACGAUCCGGUCCACUUUGAUAUUGAUCUGUUUACGACUCCAGAAGGAGACGACAGCGGAAUCGCCCUUCACAUCAGCGUUCAAUCUGCUGUAAACGCUGUCUUUUUUAAUUCUAAGAUCGAGGGCGUGUAUGGCAAACAGGAGAAGGCAGAUACAUUUCCAUUCCAAGCAGAACAAAAGUUUUUGCUCACUAUAGCAACCACAAAGGAAACGUAUGACAUCAAAGUGAACGAGACACAUCUUUAUUCCUUCAACCACAGAGUGCAGCCACAAGAUGUGAAACGCUUAGCCAUUAGUCAACAAUCAGAAGAUGAAGUAUUAUAUGUCAGGAUUACUCGAUUAUUAGUAACAGGUUCCUGGACUCUUUCUUCACUAGAAGGUGAGAUAAUAGUAUUCGAAAGCAGAGCUGCUUCAACUGUUUCCAACAAAUACAUAAAGGUCAAGAGUGAUCAAACAACUGUUGUCACUACCGAUAGCACAUCACAAGAUAAAGUUCAAUUUACGAUUACUGGUUACGAAAAUCCGUACAGCUUCAGAAACAAUAAAUAUACUGACAAGUACCUGACAAUCAAAGAGAAUCAACUCUACGCCGAUCUUGAGAGUGACUAUGCUAAGUUCAAAGUCACACAAGACAAUGAAGAAUACUACAUUUUUGAGUCUACCGAAACGGAGGGAAGCUAUAUUGGCGUUAGCCAAUCAGGAGAUAUUGUACUACCAGACGAAGUAGAGGGCGAAGAAUCCAAUUUCUACAAUGGGUACACUAACUAACAUUGAGACGGCACGUGGUCUCUGCAAGUACAUGUAGAGAACUGGGUGCAAACAUUGGUUGACAUCUAUAGUUCGAAGUGUGAAUAUUUGCGUGCGUGCGUGUGUGUGUGUGUGUGUGUGUGCUUGUGUGUGUGUGUGUGUGUGUGUGUGUGUGUGUGUGUGUGUGUGUGUGUAUGUGUGUGUGUGUGUGUGUGUGUGUGUGUGUGUGUGUGUGUGUGUGUGUGUGUGUGCGUGCGUGUCUUAUAGCAUAUAAAAUAUAUCCCAUGACAGA